UUCACUUCUCAUGUUCGAAGGCUCGAGGAAAAAUAAAAUUCCGAGUAAAACUUCAAAAUGGCGCGACUGCUGAGUGUAAACACCCAGUUUUGAUGUUAAGUAAAGUGCAUUAGCCGCGAGGUGUUCGCGUGAAAGUUCGAUUGGCUGUUACAUCUUUUUUGUGUUUCACGGUGCAACGAUCAAAUUUUAUCUGAAUGUUCACUGUAUCCACGAUCGCCCAUUCCAUACCAGUUGUUUCAGGGAGUGACCCGACUAAGAUGACGCAAAAGCGUGGUGUUGGCAUGUCACAUGUAGGAUCCGACGAGGAUGAUCCCAGCGGGUGUAAAUAUAGAAGGCUGGAGAACGAGAAUGUACAGGACAAAGAAAGAUUUGCGAGCAGGGAGAAUCAUUGCGAAAUUGAGCGGCGGCGGCGGAACAAGAUGACCGCCUAUAUCACCGAAUUGUCCGACAUGGUGCCGACGUGUUCAGCCCUGGCCAGGAAACCGGACAAAUUGACCAUACUCAGGAUGGCAGUCGCCCAUAUGAGGAACCUCAGAGGAACAGGAAACACCAGCUCGGACGGUGCAUACAAGCCCUCGUUUUUAACCGAUCAAGAGCUGAAACACCUGAUCCUGGAGGCGGCGGAUGGUUUCUUAUUCGUCGUCAGCUGCAACACCGGGACGAUCAUCUACGUAUCCGAUUCCGUGGCGCCAGUUUUGAACUACACGCAAAACGAUUGGUACGGCACCAGCCUCUAUUCACAGGUCCAUCCGGACGAUACAGAGAAAGUGAAGGAACAAUUGAGUGGUGCCGAACCGGAAAACGGAGGCAGAGUACUGGACUUAAAAACGGGGACUGUGAAAAAAGAAGGACAGUCAUCGAUGAAAAUAUGUAUGGGCUCAAGGAGAGGUUUCAUCUGUCGUAUGAAGGUGGGCAACAUGCAAACAACCGGCGACAUGGCUGCCGCCCAUGGACUCCACCACGUGAAACAGAGGAACUCGCUCGGUCCGCCCUCACGCGAUGGUCAAAAUUAUGCGGUGGUUCAUUGUACAGGGUACAUCAAGAGUUGGCCCGCAAAUGGUGAUUUUGUUCCCCCAUGUGUACCAGGUAUGGGUCUAGUUGACAGGGAAGCUGCUGGUGUUCAAGUCGGACCUGACGGCGUGAUCACAGAAGAAAACAAUAGCACUCACUGCUGCCUGGUUGCCAUUGGGCGGCUACAGGUCACUAGUACACCAAAUAGUAGCGAUUUAGCAGGUUCCAAUAGCAAUAAUGAAUUUAUUUCACGUCAUUCAGCAGAAGGUAAAUUUACCUUCGUGGACCAAAGAGUCGGUGGAAUUCUAGGGUACACGCCUUCCGAACUCUUAGGUCACCCGUGUUACGAAUUCUUUCACCCAGAGGAUUUGACGCAUAUGCGAGAAAGUUUCGAGCAAGUGCUUAAGAUGAAAGGACGAGUAAUGUCUAUGAUGUACAGAUUUCGAGCCAAAAAUCGUGACUGGGUGUGGUUAAGGACAUCUGCAUUUGCAUUUAUAAACCCGUUCAGUGACGACGUUGAAUACAUCGUCUGCACAAAUACACAUACCAAGUCGUUCCAUCCUGGUAGUGAUGGACAAACAGAAAAUGAAGCUGUACCUGCUUAUGGACAACCUGGCCUCGAUUAUUCCCUUCAGAGACACCCUGCUAGGGAUCCCCUAUAUUCUGGGCAUCACAUGAUGCAACACCCGGCGACCGUUGCUACAGCUGGUCCUCAACAGCCUAGGCCGUCCAGUACACAAAAUGUUUAUCAGGGAUAUGAAACAACACAAUCACCUAUAGCUUAUGGCUCACCUGGCCAGCAGAGUGCAUCAUCUUCAGUUUUAAGUAGAAUUCAAAAACCAGCUAACACUUCGCCAACUCCAGUGCAACAAGCGUGGACUAUUGGAAGACAGCAACCUGUAACAGAAGGAUAUCAGUACAAUCAGUUAAGUCCUUCGAGGUCACCAAAUGGACCAACUUAUACUCAAUUAAGUAGCGGCGCUAGGACACCGGCUACACAAUACCAUGCGGUCACAACAGUACCUAAUAAUCCCGGUAUGUGGGGAUGGCAGAGUCAGCAACAUCAAGCACCUCAACAAGAUGGGGGACAAUCAAAUCCUCAAGUGACCGGACAAGCACAACCGCCCCAUCCUUCCCAAGGUGGACCUGGCACACAACCUCAAGAAUUAUCUGACAUGUUACAGAUGUUACAAGAUCAGGGUGGUGCAUCCGGUUUCGAGGAGUUAAAUAUGUUCAAUACAAAUUUCGAGUAGCGACAAGAAAGCAGCAUAGCGGAUAAACAUCUACCUUAAGAAAGCUUUAAGGUUCGAAUUUCAUUGGUAGAAUCCCGGAAUUGUUCCAAGUAUCGUAAAUCACAUUUUUACUUCAGCAUUUAAUUGCGAUACGAAAAUUCACCAGUCAGCACCUCACGCGUACUCUAAUCGAAUCGACUAAUUUACAAUAGGUUCAC
Messenger RNA from Eufriesea mexicana, 2461 nucleotides. It is a transcript of the gene tgo, whose product is annotated as Aryl hydrocarbon receptor nuclear translocator homolog tgo. Gene Ontology annotation, biological process: regulation of DNA-templated transcription. Gene Ontology annotation, cellular component: nucleus; cytoplasm; transcription regulator complex. Lineage: Eukaryota; Metazoa; Arthropoda; Insecta; Hymenoptera; Apidae. Bases 195 to 2264 code for a protein of 689 amino acids. Gene Ontology annotation, molecular function: DNA-binding transcription factor activity; protein dimerization activity. The record is from RefSeq and is a predicted model, not a curated record. The transcript is spliced from 13 exons.